GUUCACUCAAGUGUUCGGCUGGGUUCGGCCAAUCGAAUGAUGUUUUCACAAACGGGAAAGACCGUUCACAUUUUAGAAGAUGGCGACUGCUGAACCGGAAACUUUAACAAAUCCACUGAGUUCAGAAGAAGAAACAAACAACGAAAAUAGGCAAGAGAUUGUAAGUCUUGAAGAUUACAUCAAACAUCCUCUGCAGAACAGAUGGGCCCUUUGGUUCUUUAAAAAUGACAAAAGCAAAACAUGGCAAGCUAAUCUCCGACUCAUCUCAAAGUUCGACACAGUGGAAGACUUCUGGGCGCUUUACAAUCACAUUCAAUUAUCAAGUAACUUAAUGUCAGGAUGUGACUACUCCCUCUUCAAGGACGGCAUUGAGCCCAUGUGGGAGGAUGAGAGAAAUAAGCAGGGUGGCCGCUGGCUAAUCACCCUUUCCAAACAGCAACGCAGAGCCGACCUGGACCGCUUCUGGUUGGAGACACUUUUGUGCCUUGUGGGAGAAGCAUUCGAUGACCAUAGCGAUGAUGUGUGUGGUGCUGUCAUCAAUGUGCGAACAAAGGGAGACAAAAUAGCGAUAUGGACGACAGACUAUGAGAACAAAGAUGCUGUUGUACACAUCGGGCAUGUGUACAAGGAAAGAUUAGGUGUGCCACAAAAGGUCAUCAUUGGAUACCAGUCACAUGCGGACACAGCCACCAAAAGUGUUUCCACCACCAAGAAUAAGUUUGUUGUUUAAGGAGCCCUCUAAAGCACAAUACUACAACAAUGUCUGAAUCUUUUGAAACUGUCCUGUGAUCCAACCAUUUCACAGGACACCACAUGGGGAAAAAACAAGGAAAUAAAAAGCCUUCCCGUUUGGUGAUGGAGGGGUAAAGCUUAAUCAGAGGAAUAUUGUGUUUACAAAUUUGUACAGUGUAUAAAUACAGAGCCUUGUUCUUUUUUUAAAUGUUGAUAUACUAUUAAGGGAUCUUUUGCUGGUGGGGAUGAGGAAAGAAUAUAGUUUCAAUUCAAUGUAUGGAUGUUUUUGUUUUAUAUUCUGUUUGCCUUUUUAUUUUCAGUUACAGUAGCAAAAUAAGUGUUAUUUAUUUUUUAUGCAGUCUGUUCUUUUUUUGCUUUGGAUCUAGUGUUUGAGUGAUUUGGACAUUGCAAUAAAUUGAUCAUGAAAUUUGUAAUUACACAAUUUAGCAUACUUGUAUUGCAGUUUGAGAAUGUUAACGGUUGAUUGUUUACUGUUGAAAGGCUGUUAUAUAAAUGUGUAUUUUUGCAGUCUUGUUCUACAUUUCUCAAUAAUAAUAAUAAUAAUAAUAAAAAAAGAGAGACACCCCACUUUGGAACAUGGAUUCUUAUUAAAAUAAGAAAACUGACUGUAAAUAAAGUGCAUUGUCUAUACCAAAUGAAAAGCAAUUGAAUGUGCAUCUGUUGAUGAAAUAAAUAAUACUCUCUGAGAUUCCAGAGAUGUGCCAAUUGUUUUCUCAUCCUAACAGAGAGUAGUCUACUACCUUUUUAUGCUAAACUUCUCAGUAUCCCUACGCCAAUUAAUUUUGUUUUCUCUCAGUGCAACCAAGAAAUCUGGAUUAUUUUGCCAUUAGUAAAGCAAGGCCUGAUAAAUUCUGUAGUA
Myxocyprinus asiaticus (Chinese sucker) is the source of this 1612-nucleotide messenger RNA. Its product is annotated as eukaryotic translation initiation factor 4E-1A-like. The record is from RefSeq and is a predicted model, not a curated record. Gene Ontology annotation, molecular function: RNA 7-methylguanosine cap binding; translation initiation factor activity. The transcript has 8 exons. Bases 80 to 730 code for a protein of 216 amino acids. Gene Ontology annotation, cellular component: eukaryotic translation initiation factor 4F complex; cytoplasm. Gene Ontology annotation, biological process: translational initiation. Lineage: Eukaryota; Metazoa; Chordata; Actinopteri; Cypriniformes; Catostomidae.